UGUUUCGCUUAGGAAAUAUUAUUGUUCCGUAAGGAUCGCUGAGUCACGAGCUCGAAUUCCUAGAACAUCUGAAUCGGUCACUAAGGAAAUAUUGGCUGAGGUACAAUUUUCUCCUAAUUUCCUGUUGAUAAAUAAGACGUUCGUAAUACCAGAAAAAGACCUGUCAUGGUCUUACCGCAUUUUCGCGGAAUAAUUGUCGCCAUUGUGUCUCGAACUCGUCUCGAUUCGCGCAGUAUUUUCCCCAAAGUUGCAUAAAUCAUGCUUAGAACACGUGAUUCACACGUACUUUCCUCCUAGUUCCAUUUAGUCCAAUUGUUAUUGGAAUUUCUCGCGGCAUCACGCGUUCAAAAUUAUGCAGCAUUUCGGUGGAAAGCAAGCUUGGAUUGCAUUUCGCUGAACGCUUAUUGAAAUUUCUUACAUAGCGUAGACCAUGCGCAAAUAAGGAAAAAUUUUUGCAUACGUCGAAAUAUUCGCGUCACGUGUCGAAAACGGAAGAUUCCGACUUUCCUUCACCUACGUAAAAUGAUAUCGGACUUCUUAGAUCCACGAAUUUCCUUGCACGUGAUAAACGUAUGCCGUGGACGCUGCGUGAUAAAAUGAUGAUAGAGGUCAUGAACGAUCGGGGGUAAUGUGAACUGAUCUCUAGGUUCUAUAACUAAAUCGGCACACGCAAGCUCUUAACGUAACUCAAUUGAGAAGAGAGCUUCGAAUCGUCUAGAAACAGUCGUACUCCGGUUUAGAGGAUCCUCGUUCCAAAAGCAUUAGUGCCAAGAAGAAAGCGUGCGUAAAGAAUCAUCAAUGAAAUUCAAGUCUCCAACUGAAACCAGUAGAUGGUGCAGCGAUACCGAAUCGAUACGAACUGAAAUGGUGACACGCGUCGAGCAGUUCUAUCUGUUUUCCUACUCGUGGCGCUACAUGCUAUAGUGACAGACAUCAUUUAUCGCAUCGACACAAUAUGGCGUUUACACUGUGGACACUUUUCGAAGCGACGGUUUUGUGCUUGAAUGCGAUUUGUGUCUUGAACGAGAAAAGGUUUCUUGCCAAAGUUGGUUGGGCAACAUGGCAAAAUGUUCAAGGUUUCGACGAACCUCCUUCAUUUAAAUUACAAGUGUUGGAUCUUAUUUGGUCGAUACGAACAGUGGCGCGAGUUCCAUUGAUAUUUCUAAAUAUCAUAAUAAUGAUAGUGAAACUGGUGCUCGGGUAAUAGGAACAAUUAAAAGUGUAAAUAAAGGACUGUGCACUGUGAAAA
Eufriesea mexicana is the source of this 1249-nucleotide messenger RNA. RefSeq names its product immediate early response 3-interacting protein 1. The coding region runs from base 956 to 1204 and encodes 82 amino acids. The transcript is spliced from 5 exons. Gene Ontology annotation, cellular component: endoplasmic reticulum membrane; COPII-coated ER to Golgi transport vesicle; Golgi membrane. Gene Ontology annotation, biological process: endoplasmic reticulum to Golgi vesicle-mediated transport. Lineage: Eukaryota; Metazoa; Arthropoda; Insecta; Hymenoptera; Apidae. The record is from RefSeq and is a predicted model, not a curated record.